CAAAACGAAAAAUCGCGAGGAUUGAUUUCGACAUAACAUGUUCCGGCAAAAGCAUAAAAGAUGGCUUAAAUGGCGAUGGCCCUUUAGAUUUUGACAAUGGCGAAGAUUGAUUUUGCGGAUGGCCUGAAAAUUUCAGGAUAGAGCAAAGAUGUUACCGAACUUGGUUAAAGGAGAGGUGAAGGGCAAACCUGGGCCCCUCCUCCUACAGCGAAAUUCUCGCUAACCAAAAACAAGCAUCUAACCAAAUUUAGCACCAUGUAUAAAUCACUCGAAACUCUUCAAGCCUCAAAUCAAAUUGAAGUUAGAUUUCUCUUUUUGACUUGUUCAUUCUUCCCAAAAGGAGAGACGAAUUUGCAAAGGUCGUGCCAAAUUCCUCAAACUCAAAUGCUGCUUAGCUCCAACAACCACAUGGCAUUGCCUUUGAAAGCCCUCUUUGCCUCGUUGCUUGCCAUUGCCUUGACGUUGCCCGAUCUUCACAUUGCGAAUGCCGCAGCCGCUCGUCAUCAUCCCCAUCUUUCCUCCUCGUGGCGACAUGCCGCUCACCAUGUGGUUGGAAAGAGAGGACGUUACCACCAUCACCGGGGGGCUUAUGCCCAUCCCGUAAACCGCCACGCGCCAUCGUCUCAUGCUAAACACCACCGGCCCCGGUUCGCGCCAGGCCCUUGGAAGCAGGCUCAUGCCACCUUUUAUGAGGGUGGCUCCGGUACAUUUGGGGGAGCCUGCGGUUAUCAAGACGUGGUGCAGCAAGGCUAUGGCUAUGAGACGGCGGCGGUGAGUUCGGUACUGUUCAACAAUGGGCAGACGUGCGGGGCGUGCUACGAGAUAAAGUGCACCGAUGACCCUCAGUGGUGCCAGCUUGGCCAGCCUUCUCUCAUCGUCACGGCGACCAACCUCUGCCCACCCGGUGGAUGGUGCGACCCGCCCCGAGAGCACUUUGACGUCGCCAAGCCUGUCUUCACUAAGCUGGCCAAGGACUACACCGCUGGCAUCGUCCCGGUCCAGUACCGCAGGGUGCCAUGCCAGAAGCAAGGAGGGGUCCGAUUCACCAUAACCGGGAACCCGUACUUCAACCAAGUGCUGGUGUGGAAUGUGGGCGGAGCUGGUGACGUCGUGAGCGUACAGGUGAAGGGCAACAAGGUGCCGUGGACUACGAUGCAGCGCUCGUGGGGCCAGAAAUGGGAGACCAACGCCAUGUUGGUUGGGCAGUCCAUCACCUUCCGGGUUAGAGCGAGCGACGGCCGAUUCACAACUGCCUGGCACGUCGCCCCAAGCAACUGGCAAUUCGGUCAGACCUUUGAGGGCAAGUAACUUCAAGUGAAGAUGGAUAUGAUACAUACGUGAUACGUCGUCUCCUUUUAACCUUCUCAUAGCUUUUUCUUGAAAGAUAGUUCGUCUCUUCGAACUUGCUGGCCCGGAGAGGUUUGCGAUGUAGAGGCAACUCAUAUCAGUGUAGGCAUAAGUUUCCGCAAAUUUAGAUCUAGUGUGUCAAUGACAAUACACUUGAUUGAUUGAUUACCCAACAAUACUUGAU
This is a messenger RNA of Rhodamnia argentea, 1531 nucleotides long. Its product is annotated as expansin-A4-like. The record is from RefSeq and is a predicted model, not a curated record. The coding region runs from base 256 to 1308 and encodes 350 amino acids. NCBI's taxonomy places the organism in Eukaryota, Viridiplantae, Streptophyta, Magnoliopsida, Myrtales, Myrtaceae. Gene Ontology annotation, cellular component: extracellular region. The transcript has 3 exons. Gene Ontology annotation, biological process: plant-type cell wall organization.